CAGGAAUGACGAGCGUCGUGCGCGCCGGAGUGAUCGCAGUGCUAACCGCAGCCUUCAUUGCCCUGAUAAGGAGCACAAGCGCCUCCUGCAAUUAUGAAAUAUGGAUUGUCGACCAAGCGGACUCCAACAAUGGAACGGCACUUAUUGGCUAUGGCGGAUACAUCUACAUUUUCAAAAGCCGCGACCUGAAAAAAGCCCAUGAAAUAAUUGACCUCGGCGGUGAAGUGUCUCGGCUCUGCUUCCAGCAAACAGCUCUGCUGGCGGCGACGCAUUCUGCACUGCAGAGCGCCGUGGAGCGGUGCAGUGAUGAGGCCGCCUGUCCCCGCUGUGGUUCCUCAGGAUGUUGUGCUGGCUUUUCUCCUAUCCCCAUCACGGUCCUGCUGGGACAAACCCAUGGCUAUCAGCCUUCCCCAACUGAUCUGCAUGCACUGCCGUGCACCUUUCACCAUUCGGCCAACCGCUGUCGACUGCCUGCCGGAUACAGCAACCUCAUGGGACCCGUGUGA
Molecule: messenger RNA, 506 nt
Organism: Volvox carteri f. nagariensis
Lineage: Eukaryota; Viridiplantae; Chlorophyta; Chlorophyceae; Chlamydomonadales; Volvocaceae
Exons: 4
Coding region: 6-506 (166 amino acids)
Source: RefSeq, a predicted model, not a curated record